GCCCAAUCAAGAAUAAUGAACAUAAGUGAACUAACUAAACGAGCUCAGGAAAUCCAGCCAGACAGCAACCCACGUGACCGACCGCGCAAAUCAGCAGCUGAAGGUUGGAAAUCAUCCCCGUCCGUCCAUUCGGACCUCGGCGCGCCUCGUUUUUCUUUUCUCGCGUCCUGCUCUCUUCAAGGAUUCUGCUUUCUCAGCUUCAACCGAUAGACAAACACUCGUUUUGCUGGAAUUGCAGACAGACACGAAACGAAACGAAGACUGGAGAAUAUCGACUCCAACUCAGCCACAGACCCUGAGUGGCAGUGGCAGUGGCAGUUCAGCCCUGCAGAGGAGAAAAUGGGGCCAAAAAUGCACAACAUGGAAUCCCUGUCUCCGCAGCGCAGAGAAACAGUCGCUGUGAUCGGGUCUGGCAUGGCGGGCCUUGUUACGGCGCAUUUGCUUGUUUGUGAUAAGGAGAAGGGGAGGGGGAGGUUUGAAGUUGAGGUUUUGGAGAUGCAAGAGAAGCUCUCGCUCGACUCGGCGAGUUACACGCUUCCAUCUUCAUCUGCAUCGGAGGCAAAAGACGAAAAGAGUGGCAGGGAAGGACAACGAGUCGACCUGCCCAUGCGCGCAUUCGCCGCGGGGUAUUACGACAACCUCCGCAAGAUGUACGAGUAUCUGGGCGUGCGCUUUGCAGAGCCGAAGUUUGUUUAUAGCUUGUCGACGCUGUCUGGCGAUAGCAAUGGCGACGACGAUGGCGAUAGUGAUAGCGAUAAUAUAUCGACUUCGCUGUGCAAGAAACCGAACGACGGAAUCUACUUCAUCCACUCCUCAAACAACCACAUCCUUCCCCCGAUCCGACCCAGCGGGAUCAGCGCCGCGAAGUGGGUGGUCGAGAUUGCGUACCUCCUCUUUUGGUAUAUCUGGUUCACGGCCGCUUGCUUUCUAGUCGAGCCCAAGGCAUCUAGAUCAGGGUUGAAGAAGAGCGGCGAAACACUAGGCGCGUAUCUGGCUCGCGUAAACAUACCAACCUACUACACCUGGCGGUACCUCCUCCCUCUCAUGUCCAGCAUAACAACGUGCACGCACCACGAACUGUUGAACUUCCCCGCUAGUGAUAUCGUCGGCUACGCACGGCAGACGCACCGCAAGCCGCAUUACACGGUCACAGGAGGCGUCCAGGCCGCAGAGGCGAAACUCUCCAGCGGUCUGAGCGUGAAGUUUAAUACCAGAGUUACGAACGUGGAGAGCAUUGACGGUGCAAAGGUGCGUGUUUCGUGGAUUACGCAGGGGGAGGCAGCUUCGAAGAUCUACGACCGCGCAAUCAUCGCCGUGACGCCGGACGUCGUAGGGAAGAUCUUCGCCCCGCUCAGGGACGCAAUGAGCGCUAUUCCCACGACGACGGUACAGACAGUUGUGCAUCGCGAUUUCGCGCGCGUGGAGAGAUACAGUGCGUAUCUGCGUGAUGACCCGCGACUCCAGAAACGGGAGUUUAAAUCGGUUCUUGAUUCGUCGUCGGUGGAUUUGGCUAGGCCGCCUCUUACGGCGAUGCAUAUGGUUACGGAUCUUGACAGUUCCAGGACGGAGUCGAUACAUGAACACCCCGCGCGGGUCCUGGUGACGACGUAUGCGCUGGAAGGCGGGAUUGAUGAGUCCAAGAUCCUGCAUCGGGUGGACUUUACGCGUGUGCUGCGGACGGCGCGGAGCCAGGCUGUUGUGAAUUCGAUAUUCAGCACUGAACCUGCCGAUCAUUCACCAGUGGACGAGAAGAAGAAAGCGUGGAAGAGCGGCGACGGGAAUGUAUUUAUCGUUGGAGGCUGGUGCUGGGAUGGAAUGGUGCUGUUGGAAGGGUGUAUUGUCUCGGCGAUGCGGGUUGCGGAUGCCCUGGGAGUUGAUGUUCCGUGGGAUAGAUAGAUUUGAGAGUCUGUUUGGGUUGGACGAUGCAUUAUGACUAUAUGACUGGCAUGUUAGCGAUAGAUCUGAAUAUCUUGGUUCAUGACAACUAAUUCUGUUUAUAUUGUUGGCUAGCAAGCCCUAUUGAGUUAUAUUUGUAUACCCAGGGAUAAACUAAUAAUUCACUGCUCGUAUAUGACCAUCCGGAGAUUUUC
Molecule: messenger RNA, 2090 nt
Organism: Aspergillus versicolor CBS 583.65
Lineage: Eukaryota; Fungi; Ascomycota; Eurotiomycetes; Eurotiales; Aspergillaceae
Exons: 2
Coding region: 352-1896 (514 amino acids)
Molecular function (GO): oxidoreductase activity
Source: RefSeq, a predicted model, not a curated record